AUCACGACCGGAUUUUCUACCAGCCAUUGUACCCUUUGCACCCCUAAAAUUCAAUCGUCAAGAUGUUCUCUGCUGCCGUCACCCGCGCUGCUACGCAGGCGCCUUCGGUCGUCGCCCGCCGCGGCUUCCACGCGACCCGUUCCCAGAUGUCUUCGCCCUUCCACUACCCCGAGGGUCCCCGAUCCAACAUCCCCUUCAACCCCAAGUCCAAGGUGUUCCCCUUCAUCUUCUGGGGCUUCAUGGGCGCCGGUUUCGGUAUUCCCUUCGGCAUUGCUGCCUGGAAGCAGAGCAAGGCCCCGGAGGCAUAAGCUUGCUCGACUAUCAGAGACCGAGGACGAGCUGCAAUGCGUGUAAGAUGGAGGGCCAAGCAGAGUUGCGUGCAGGAGGAGUAGAUGUGUAAAUAGGCCAAAUAGAGGCUGCUGCCCGUGCCUAUCGCUGGACUCAACUGAAGCGAUUUGUUAUUCCUAAAGGCUCUUCUCGAUCAGAAACGCGAAGAAUUGUUGGUAACGAUAGUGUUCGUGUGGCUACCUUCGGGCUGAGAAGGAACAUGAACGAGUUCUCACGCCAGAACCCAACAACAAACAGUCUUCCC
Messenger RNA from Verticillium alfalfae VaMs.102, 592 nucleotides. RefSeq lists its product as hypothetical. Lineage: Eukaryota; Fungi; Ascomycota; Sordariomycetes; Glomerellales; Plectosphaerellaceae. The record is from RefSeq and is a predicted model, not a curated record. The transcript is spliced from 3 exons. The coding region runs from base 63 to 308 and encodes 81 amino acids. Gene Ontology annotation, biological process: mitochondrial electron transport, cytochrome c to oxygen.